AUGCUCAAGGUGUCAGCCUUAUUGUGUGUGUGUGCGGCGGCUUGGUGCAGCCAGACUCUUGCAGCUGCGGCGGCGGUGGCUGUGGCCGGGGGGCGGUCGGACGGCGGUAAUUUUCUGGACGAAAAACAAUGGCUCACCACAAUCUCUCAGUAUGACAAGGAAGUCGGACAGUGGAACAAAUUCCGAGACGUAAGUGAUGAAGUAGAGGAUGAUUAUUUCCGUACUUGGAGUCCAGGAAAGCCAUUUGAUCAAGCUUUAGAUCCUGCUAAGGACCCAUGCUUAAAGACGAAAUGCAGCCGCCACAAAGUCUGCAUUACUCAGGAUGCUCAGACUGCACUGUGCAUCAGUCACCGGAGGCUCACACACAGUCUGAAAGAAGCAGGAGGAAGCCAUAAACAAUGGAGAGGCCUCCCUCCAUCCACCUGUAAGCCAUGCCCUAUAGCCUAUGCCAGCCCGGUCUGUGGUUCUGACGGUCAUUCCUAUGCUUCACAGUGCAAAUUAGACUAUCAGGCAUGUGUCUUAGAAAAACAGAUCUCUGUCAAGUGUGAAGGACGUUGCCCGUGUCCCUCCGAUAAGUCCAUGAGCACCAGCAGAAAUGUUAAAAGAGCCUGCAGUGACCUGGAAUUCAGAGAAGUGGCAAACAGACUGCGAGACUGGUUCAAGGCCCUUCAUGAGAAUGGGAGCCAGAACAAGAAGACAAAAGCAUUGCUGAGGCCCGAGAGAAGCAGAUUUGAUACCAGUAUUUUGCCAAUUUGCAAGGAUUCACUUGGCUGGAUGUUUAAUAGACUUGAUACAAACUAUGACCUGCUAUUGGACCAGUCAGAGCUUGGGAGCAUAUACCUUGAUAAGAAUGAGCAGUGCACCAAGGCCUUCUUCAAUUCCUGUGACACGUACAAAGACAGUUUGAUAUCUAACAAUGAAUGGUGUUACUGCUUCCAGAGACAACAAGACCCACCUUGCCACACUGAGCUCAGCAGUAUUCAGAAGCGACAAGGGAUAAAGAAGCUCCUAGGGCAGUACAUACCACUCUGUGAUGAAGAUGGUUACUACAAGCCAACCCAGUGCCAUGGCAGCAUAGGGCAGUGCUGGUGUGUUGACAGAUAUGGAAAUGAAGUUGUGGGAACAAGAAUAAAUGGUGUUGCAGAUUGUGCUAUAGACAUUGAAAUAUCUGGAGAUUUUGCAAGUGGAGAUUUUCGUGAAUGGACAGAUGAUGAAGGUGAAGAAGAUGACAUUAUGAAUGAUAAGGAUGAUAUUGAAGAUGAUGAUGAAGAUGAAGGGGAUGAUGAUGAUGAUGGGGAUGACCACGAUGGAUAUAUUUGA
Apodemus sylvaticus (European woodmouse) is the source of this 1320-nucleotide messenger RNA. RefSeq names its product SPARC (osteonectin), cwcv and kazal like domains proteoglycan 3 (gene Spock3). Bases 1 to 1320 code for a protein of 439 amino acids. The record is from RefSeq and is a predicted model, not a curated record. The transcript is spliced from 11 exons. Gene Ontology annotation, molecular function: calcium ion binding; protein binding. Lineage: Eukaryota; Metazoa; Chordata; Mammalia; Rodentia; Muridae.